Messenger RNA from Gopherus flavomarginatus (Mexican gopher tortoise), 2427 nucleotides. Its product is annotated as alpha-2-macroglobulin-like protein 1. Gene Ontology annotation, molecular function: endopeptidase inhibitor activity. Gene Ontology annotation, cellular component: extracellular region. The record is from RefSeq and is a predicted model, not a curated record. The transcript has 21 exons. Bases 1 to 2427 code for a protein of 808 amino acids. NCBI's taxonomy places the organism in Eukaryota, Metazoa, Chordata, Testudines, Testudinidae.
AUGUUGGAACUCCGGGCCCUCACAGCAGACCUACCAUAUAUGGUGUUCCAUAAGGACAAGGAUGCGGCUUUGAAAAUUCUCACCAACACCAACACCAAGGAGCCCUGUGAACAUGGACACUUCUUAACACGUUGUGCUGUCCUACACUCGGCUGUCUGGCAGGGCCCCACAUUGUCCUCACCAGCAAGUGUGGAUAGUGCAGCAGGGACCCCGGUGAGCAAUACCCAUCCCAUGCCAGAACCUAGCACCCAGGAGGAGGCAGCGCCACGUGUGUACUUCCCAGAGACAUGGCUGUGGGACCUGGUGCCUGUGGGGAGAAGGGGCUCCAAGGACGUCCCAGUGUCAGUGCCCGACACCAUCACGGAGUGGAAAGCUGGGAUGUUCUGCACGGUGGAGGUGGGCUUUGGGCUCUCGCCCACAGCCACCUUCACGGCCUUCAAACCCUUCUUUGUGGAGCUGGCCUUGCUGUACUCCGUGAUCCGGGGAGAGGCCUUCGCCCUAAAGGCCACCGUCUUCAACUACCUGCGGCAGUGCAUCAAGGUGCGGAUGACGCUGGCAGAGUCUGCGCAGUUCCAGGUGCAGGCGGGCGAGGACGAUGCCUAUACCAGCUGCCUCUGUGCAGAUGAAGGGAAAACCUUCCAGUGGGAGGUGACGGCGAGCAACCUGGGGGAGGUGAACUUCACCAUCAGCACCGAGGCUCUGCACACCGAGGAGCUGUGCGGCAGUGAGCUGGCCAUGGUGCCAGCCCAGGGGCAAGUGGACACCAUGAUAAAGCCCCUGCUGGUCCAGCCGGGGGGGAUCCUGGAGGAGAAGGCGUACAGCUCCCUGCUCUGCCAGGAAGCCUCCGAAGAAAUCUCCUUGCAGCUGCCUGGGAACGUCCUGGCGGGGUCCGAGCAGGCCCACGUGACUGUCCUGGGAGACAUAAUGAGGAUGACUCUGCAGAACACAGACCGCCUGCUGGCCACGCCCAAAGGCGAUGGAGAGACGAACAUGGUCCAGUUCGCUCACAACACCUACAUCCAGCAGUACCUGGAGAAGAGCGGGCAGCUGAGCCUGGAAAUCAGAGACAAGGCCAAGGGAUUCCUCCAGAGCGGCUACCAGGACGAGCUGCUCUAUAAAAACAAUGACGGCUCUUACAGAGCCUCUGAGGAGAGUGAUGCCAGGGGCAACACCUGGCUGACGGCCUUCGUUCUCACGUCCUUUGGCCAGGCCAGGCCCUACAUCUCCAUCGACGAGAAGCACCUAGAGGACGCCCUAAGGUGGCUGCCGAGCCGCCAGCUGGAGAGCGGCUGCUUCUGCAGUGUGGCGAACCUGCAGGGCGGCAUGGUGGACGAGCUCUCUCUCUCGGCUUACAUCACAGCGGCACUGCUGGAACUGGGGCAGCCGCUCACGGACCGCAUGGUGACCAGAGCCCUCCAGUGCCUCUGGGAGUCGAGCACCAGCGACCUCUACACACAGGCGCUGCUGGCCUACGCCUUCGGGCUGGCGGGGAGCACUGAGCUGCGGGACGCUCUCCUGCAGCGCCUAGCCCAGCACAGCGUCAGUGCCGGUCGACAGCUGUACUGGCAGGGGAAGCCCAGCCCCUACAGGAACAAGGCCCCAUCGGCGGAGGCAAUGACAGCUUAUGUGCUCCUGGCCUAUCUCUCCCUGCCCAACGUGUCUGCUGCCGACAUGGUGACCGCCACCCAGAUCGUCCGCUGGCUCAGCAAGCAGCAGAACCUCUACGUGGGCUUCGACUCCACGCAGGACACGGUGGUGGCCCUGCAGGCCCUGGCCAAAUACGCAGCCCUGACGUACAGCGCGAGCAGGGCUGUGUCGGUGACGGUGAGCUCCCAGGCCAGGGCCCAGCAGCAAUUCCAUGUGGAAAACGCUAACCGGCUUGUGCUGCAGCACGCAGCCCUGCAGGAGAUCCCCGGGCAGUACACGGUGCGGGCCAGCGGCAAGGGCUGUGUCUUUGUGCAGCUGACUCUGCGCUACAACGUGCCGCCCCCAAAGAGCGCUGUGACCUUUGACCUGCGGGUGGAGACAGAGCCGAAGGAGUGCACCGAGAGCGCCAGAUCCCGCUUCAGCCUCGUGCUGCACGCCCAGUACGGCGGGGAGCGCGCAGCCACCAACAUGGCCAUCAUCGAGGCCAAGCUGCUGUCCGGCUACACCCCCGUCCAGAGCUCCCUGCAGCAGCUGGAGAAGCAGCCUUUGGUGAAGAGGCUGGAGGUGCAGAAUGACCAGGUGAUGCUCUAUCUGGACCAGCUGACGAAGGAGGCGGCGAGUUUCACCUUCUCCCUGGAGCAGGAUUUCCCUGUGAAGAAUCUCAGAGCAGCCCCAGUGAGACUGUACGAUUACUACGAGACAGGUGAACACCCAGAGGCUGAGUACAGCGCCCCAUGCGGUUCAGCCCCUGAUGUCGAUACGAUGGAAAAUUCCCACUGA